UCGAUAUGAAGGUACUUCGUAAAUACACAAAUGAACAGAUAAAUCUCCAAACUAUGGUACAAAUGAAUUCAUCUUCGUAAUUUUCUGUAAGUCUUCAGUCUUUCUAAAGCCAUGUUACGGAACACAUCCCUAUAGCAACGAGGAGAAAAACAACUUUAUUCACAUUACACGGUAAAAUGAAUUUUACUUCGGUAGCCACGAUUGUUCUUAUGUUGAUACAUUCACACCUAGUAUCGGCAUCAAUAGACUUUGAGCUGGAACUUAUUUCUUAUGAUGGUGAUAAACGAAAAGCAGAUGGCACAUGUUGCGAUCCUCCGUCAUUAGGAAUUAUUUGCGAUUCCUCUUGUGAUCCUGGAUUCCAUAUUUGUUUAGAUGAUGGUUCCGUUACAUGUCCUUAUUUCGAUGGCAACACCGGACUGAUUGUAGAAGAUGUCGAAGAUAUAAAUUUUGAAACCUAUUCACUUGGACUUCUUCCUAAUCCCAUUCAAAUCACUAUUGAUAAAUGGCCGGAAUAUGGUCUGCGGAUCAACAUCACGGUAGAGGACUACGAUGAAUCUCCUGAUAAAGAGAAGAUCGAUAACUAUUUUGUGACAAUUGAUGAAAUACCAUCUUUAACUGUUCCUGCGACAAUGGUGGGAUUAAGUGAUGGCAGGGUGAUUAAGACCCGGUUAGUUAUCGACUAUGUAGCAACCUGCAGCAACGGGUAUGAAGGAUUGGACUGCCAAACAAACAUUGAUGAAUGUCAGAGCAAUCCCUGCUCCAACGGUGCUACUUGCAACGACUUCAUUAAUGGGUAUAAUUGUUCAUGUACAUCAAGUUUUACCGGAGACGAUUGUGAAACCGAAGUGGAUGAAUGUGAAAGCAAUCCAUGCCAGAACGAGGGAACAUGCAAUGACUUUGUAGUUGGGUUUAACUGUACAUGUAAAUCGGCUUACGAAGGAAUGUACUGUGAACUAGAAAUAGAUGAAUGUUCAAGUAACCCUUGUCAAAAUGGUGCUACAUGCACUGAUUAUUUAGAUGGUUUUAAUUGUACCUGUAUUUCUGGAUAUGAAGGAACAAACUGUGAACAAGAAAUAGAUGAAUGUUCAAGUAACCCUUGUCAAAAUGGUGCUACAUGCACUGAUUAUUUAGAUGGUUUUAAUUGUACCUGUAUUUCUGGAUAUGAAGGAACAAACUGUGAACAAGAAAUAGAUGAAUGUUCAAGUAACCCUUGUCAAAAUGGUGCUACAUGCACUGAUUAUUUGGAUGGUUUUAAUUGUACCUGUAUUUCUGGAUAUGAAGGAACAAACUGUGAACAAGAAAUAGAUGAAUGUUCAAGUAACCCUUGUCAAAAUGGUGCUACAUGCACUGAUUAUUUGGAUGGUUUUAAUUGUACCUGUAUUUCUGGAUAUGAAGGAACAAACUGUGAACAAGAAAUAGAUGAAUGUUCAAGUAACCCUUGUCAAAAUGGCGCUACAUGCACUGAUUAUUUAGAUGGUUUUAAUUGUACCUGUAUUUCCGGAUAUGAAGGAACAAACUGUGAACAAGAAAUAGAUGAAUGUUCAAGUAACCCUUGUCAAAAUGGUGCUACAUGCACUGAUUAUUUAGAUGGCUUUAAUUGUACCUGUAUUUCUGGUUAUGAAGGAAUAAACUGUGAACAAGAAAUAGAUGAAUGUUCAAGUAACCCUUGUCAAAAUGGUGCUACAUGCACUGAUUAUUUAGAUGGCUUUAAUUGUACCUGUAUUUCUGGAUAUGAAGGAACAAACUGUGAACAAGAAAUAGAUGAAUGUUCAAGUAACCCUUGUCAAAAUGGUGCUACAUGCACUGAUUAUUUAGAUGGUUUUAAUUGUACCUGUAUUUCUGGAUAUGAAGGAACAAACUGUGAACAAGAAAUAGAUGAAUGUUCAAGUAACCCUUGUCAAAAUGGCGCUACAUGCACUGAUUAUUUAGAUGGUUUUAAUUGUACCUGUAUUUCUGGAUAUGAAGGAACAAACUGUAAACAAGAAAUAGAUGAAUGUUCAAGUAACCCUUGUCAAAAUGGCGCUACAUGCACUGAUUAUUUAGAUGGUUUUAAUUGUACCUGUAUUUCUGGAUAUGAAGGAACAAACUGUGAACAAGAAAUAGAUGAAUGUUCAAGUAACCCUUGUCAAAAUGGCGCUACAUGCACUGAUUAUUUAGAUGGUUUUAAUUGUACCUGUAUUUCUGGAUAUGAAGGAACAAAGUGUGGACAAGAAAUAGAUGAAUGUUCAAGUAACCCUUGUCAAAAUGGUGCUACAUGCACUGAUUAUUUAGAUGGCUUUAAUUGUACCUGUAUUUCUGGAUAUGAAGGAACAAACUGUGAACAAGAAAUAGAUGAAUGUUCAAGUAACCCUUGUCAAAAUGGUGCUACAUGCACUGAUUAUUUAGAUGGUUUUAAUUGUACCUGUAUUUCUGGAUAUGAAGGAACAAACUGUGAACAAGAAAUAGAUGAAUGUUCAAGUAACCCUUGUCAAAAUGGCGCUACAUGCACUGAUUAUUUGGAUGGUUUUAAUUGUACCUGUAUUUCCGGAUAUGAAGGAACAAACUGUGAACAAGAAAUAGAUGAAUGUUCAAGUAACCCUUGUCAAAAUGGUGCUACAUGCACUGAUUAUUUAGAUGGCUUUAAUUGUACCUGUAUUUCUGGAUAUGAAGGAACAAACUGUGAACAAGAAAUAGAUGAAUGUUCAAGUAACCCUUGUCAAAAUGGUGCUACAUGCACUGAUUAUUUAGAUGGUUUUAAUUGUACCUGUAUUUCUGGAUACGAAGGAACAAACUGUGAACAAGAAAUAGAUGAAUGUUCAAGUAACCCUUGUCAAAAUGGCGCUACAUGCACUGAUUAUUUAGAUGGCUUUAAUUGUACCUGUAUUUCUGGAUAUGAAGGAACAAACUGUGAACAAGAAAUAGAUGAAUGUUCAAGUAACCCUUGUCAAAAUGGUGCUACAUGCACUGAUUAUUUAGAUGGUUUUAAUUGUACCUGUAUUUCUGGAUAUGAAGGAACAAACUGUGAACAAGAAAUAGAUGAAUGUUCAAGUAACCCUUGUCAAAAUGGCGCUACAUGCACUGAUUAUUUAGAUGGUUUUAAUUGUACCUGUAUUUCUCCUUAUGAAGGAACAAACUGUGAACAAGAAAUAGAUGAAUGUUCAAGUAACCCUUGUCAAAAUGGUGCUACAUGCACUGAUUAUUUAGAUGGCUUUAAUUGUACCUGUAUUUCUGGUUAUGAAGGAAUAAACUGUGAACAAGAAAUAGAUGAAUGUUCAAGUAACCCUUGUCAAAAUGGUGCUACAUGCACUGAUUAUUUAGAUGGUUUUAAUUGUACCUGUAUUUCUGGAUAUGAAGGAACAAACUGUGAACAAGAAAUAGAUGAAUGUUCAAGUAACCCUUGUCAAAAUGGUGCUACAUGCACUGAUUAUUUAGAUGGCUUUAAUUGUACCUGUAUUUCCGGAUAUGAAGGAACAAACUGUGAACAAGAAAUAGAUGAAUGUUCAAGUAACCCUUGUCAAAAUGGCGCUACAUGCACUGAUUAUUUAGAUGGUUUUAAUUGUACCUGUAUUUCUCCUUAUGAAGGAACAAACUGUGAACAAGAAAUAGAUGAAUGUUCAAGUAACCCUUGUCAAAAUGGUGCUACAUGCACUGAUUAUUUAGAUGGCUUUAAUUGUACCUGUAUUUCUGGUUAUGAAGGAAUAAACUGUGAACAAGAAAUAGAUGAAUGUUCAAGUAACCCUUGUCAAAAUGGUGCUACAUGCACUGAUUAUUUAGAUGGUUUUAAUUGUACCUGUAUUUCUGGAUAUGAAGGAACAAACUGUGAACAAGAAAUAGAUGAAUGUUCAAGUAACCCUUGUCAAAAUGGUGCUACAUGCACUGAUUAUUUAGAUGGCUUUAAUUGUACCUGUAUUUCCGGAUAUGAAGGAACAAACUGUGAACAAGAAAUAGAUGAAUGUUCAAGUAACCCUUGUCAAAAUGGUGCUACAUGCACUGAUUAUUUAGAUGGUUUUAAUUGUACCUGUAUUUCUGGAUAUGAAGGAACAAACUGUGAACAAGAAAUAGAUGAAUGUUCAAGUAACCCUUGUCAAAAUGGUGCUACAUGCACUGAUUAUUUAGAUGGCUUUAAUUGUACCUGUAUUUCCGGAUAUGAAGGAACAAACUGUGAACAAGAAAUAGAUGAAUGUUCAAGUAACCCUUGUCAAAAUGGCGCUACAUGCACUGAUUAUUUAGAUGGUUUUAAUUGUACCUGUAUUUCUCCUUAUGAAGGAACAAACUGUGAACAAGAAAUAGAUGAAUGUUCAAGUAACCCUUGUCAAAAUGGUGCUACAUGCACUGAUUAUUUAGAUGGCUUUAAUUGUACCUGUAUUUCUGGUUAUGAAGGAAUAAACUGUGAACAAGAAAUAGAUGAAUGUUCAAGUAACCCUUGUCAAAAUGGUGCUACAUGCACUGAUUAUUUAGAUGGUUUUAAUUGUACCUGUAUUUCUGGAUAUGAAGGAACAAACUGUGAACAAGAAAUAGAUGAAUGUUCAAGUAACCCUUGUCAAAAUGGUGCUACAUGCACUGAUUAUUUAGAUGGCUUUAAUUGUACCUGUAUUUCCGGAUAUGAAGGAACAAACUGUGAACAAGAAAUAGAUGAAUGUUCAAGUAACCCUUGUCAAAAUGGUGCUACAUGCACUGAUUAUUUAGAUGGUUUUAAUUGUACCUGUAUUUCUGGAUAUGAAGGAACAAACUGUGAACGAGAAAUAGAUGAAUGUUCAAGUAACCCUUGUCAAAAUGGCGCUACAUGCACUGAUUAUUUAGAUGGUUUUAAUUGUACCUGUAUUUCUGGAUAUGAAGGAACAAACUGUGAACAAGAAAUAGAUGAAUGUUCAAGUAACCCUUGUCAAAAUGGCGCUACAUGCACUGAUUAUUUAGAUGGUUUUAAAUGUACCUGUAUAUCUGGAUAUGAAGGAACAAACUGUGAACAAGAAAUAGAUGACUGUUCAAGUAACCCUUGUCAAAAUGGCGCUACAUGCACUGAUUAUUUGGAUGGUUUUAAUUGUACCUGUAUUUCUGGAUAUGAAGGAACAAACUGUGAACAAGAAAUAGAUGAAUGUUCAAGUAACCCUUGUCAAAAUGGUGCUACAUGCACUGAUUAUUUAGAUGGUUUUAAUUGUACCUGCAGUUCCGGAUAUGAAGGAACAAACUGUGAACAAUAUAUUAAUGAAUGUUCAAGUAACCCUUGUCAAAAUGGCGCUACAUGCGCUGAUUAUUUGGAUGGUUUUAAUUGUACCUGCAUUUCUGGAUAUGAAGGAACAAACUGUGAACAAGAAAUAGAUGAAUGUUCAAGUAACCCUUGUCAAAAUGGUGCUACAUGCACUGAUUAUUUGGAUGGUUUUAAUUGUACCUGUAUUUCUGGAUAUGAAGGAACAAACUGUGAACAAGAAAUAGAUGAAUGUUCAAGUAACCCUUGUCAAAAUGGUGCUACAUGCACUGAUUAUUUAGAUGGCUUUAAUUGUACCUGUAUUUCUGGAUAUGAAGGAACAAACUGUGAACAAGAAAUAGAUGAAUGUUCAAGUAACCCUUGUCAAAAUGGCGCUACAUGCACUGAUUAUUUGGAUGGUUUUAAUUGUACCUGUAUUUCUGGAUAUGAAGGAACAAACUGUGAACAAGAAAUAGAUGAAUGUUCGAGUAACCCUUGUCAAAAUGGUGCUACAUGCACUGAUUAUUUGGAUGGUUUUAAUUGUACCUGUAUUUCUGGAUAUGAAGGAACAAACUGUGAACAAGAAAUAGAUGAAUGUUCAAGUAACCCCUGUCAAAAUAGUGCUACGUGCUUUGACCUAACGCCAGGAUUUCAGUGCCGAUGUCUGGAGGGAUACACCGGUGAAUAUUGCUCGAUGGACAUCGAUGAAUGUUCUGUGAAAACUGCCUGUCCUAAUAAUUCUAUAUGUGAGAACACAGUGGGAUCUUUUGCUUGUUUUUGCCUCGAUGGAUAUGAAGGGGAACGCUGUGACAUCAUUUCUAAUCCAUGUAUUUCAUCCCCGUGCGAACGAGGAACUUGCGACAAAAUCAAUAGAGAUACAUAUAGUUGUAUUUGUGAGGAUGGAUUCUUCGGAGUAAAUUGUGAAAUCCCCGAUCCGUGUUCUUCGUCCCCUUGUUACAAUGGAGGAGAAUGUCAAAGCAAUGAUGCUGGGCAAUGGGUAUGCCAAUGUCUCAAUGGCUUCAUCGGUGAACUUUGUCAACUAGACUUGGAGCUUUACUCGUAUAGUGUACUUCUAUAUGGUUCAAGUGUUGAUGAGGAGAUCUUUGUUGAAGACAUGGAAGCUCUCUUCUCAAAAGUAUAUGUUGAAGGCGUCAAUGUAAUCAUCACAGAAACAUCCAACUACUACACGCCUGACACAGGAGACGAUAUCAUUGGUGUUACUUUCGUUGUGUACGCAAACGGAACAGCACUCGACUCAGAUGAAAUCAGCGCAGUGUUAAACGCUGUCCCAAAAGAAGAUCUAAAUAACAGAGAGCAAUACGAAUUCUACUUCGGCGAAGUUAUCCCGGAAAAACCGGAUCAACCGAGAUGGCUGGCGGAGUACUGGUAUGUUUUAGUAAUCGUUGUGAUAUUCGGGAUCGUUCUCCUCCUCACUACCGCUUUGUCACUGGGUCAUCUGAUGGUCAAUCGGAGCUUACGAAAGAUGCAAUAUGAGGAAAACAAAAAGAGACUCGAAGAGAAUCAAAAGCAGACGAAUGUAUAUGAAGAUGAGCGCUACAUAAAGGGACAUUGGAAUAGUCAUAACCACGCACUGAGGAGCUCAUCACAUUUCGACGAAGAGCAUAUUUUCAGGACAAAUCCUAUAUAUAUGGCGCAGGAUUAUUUAAGCUUCCGUGAUGAUAAUUCCGAUGAUUAUCAUUACGUUCAAGAUUACCUCUAAAUGUACCAGAAUCUGAAUUAUAAAAUUAAGAAAAACUAAGAUUUUAAUUUCAAAUUAAAUCAGUCGAAUUGAGUUAAACAUUGUCACAUAAACUACUGUAACACAACAAAUACGAUCGGAAUUACAGGGGUUAUAAAAUAUAAUGUGUAUUAUAAGCUCUAUAUUGUAUAUACUUCUUGUUUAUAGCGUUUUUAGAUAUUAUUUUUUUAUAGGCAUUAUUAAAGAAACAAGCUAUAAAGGUGAUGUAUUAUUAUUAUCAUUAUGUAUUUUAUUCAUUGUCAGCACAGAUAUUGAUGAAUAUUUAGAUGUUACUUGUUGCAUUUCAUAACCUUCAAAAAUAACUCGGAUGCUGCUAGACGUUCUAACAGGUAAUUAUAUUGUCUUAUAUUAUCAUGCAUCCUUUGUAUCAAUGCUGAAUCAUUGUCGGGUUGUAUUUUUACUGGUCCAAAAAAUAACAGUCAAACGAUAAGAUGCUUACGGGCUUUUUAUAUGGAGUUUUAUUCAAAACAAUAAAUUCAGUGUUUAUGUGAUUUCUAUAUUAUUUAUACAGUACGUAAAAAGGGACAGUUUUAAAAGUCUAUCAAAAUUAUGAUGUCUAUAUUUUGAUGUUAAAAGAUGCCAUUAAGUCUUAUCUUUUAAAUUACAUUAAAAAAUGAGUUUCGUUCAGGCUUGAGUGAACACGAAAAGUUUUUUGCCAGGGGCUCAAAAACAGGCUUGCGACAAAUGGCAUAAAAUUGAAAAAUAUUGAUCAUCAGACCUCUUGCUAAUUUUAUUCAAAUUGCUCUCAUUUCUUUAUCUCUGCAUCAAUUAUGUACAUACUUAAUAAAUAUGAUUCUUGAGUAAUACCACAUAUGUGUCCAAGAGACUGAUGAGGUCGAAGUUCAUAAAGGGUCAAAAGGUCAAUGAUAUGAUAUGGUCACGUCCAUUCCUUUUUGAAGUUUUCGUUUAACUUGCUCUCAUUUCUUUAUUUCUGCAUCAAUUAUGUUCAUACUUGGUACAUAUGACACUUGGGUAAUACUACAUGUGUAUCCAUGAGAAUAAUUGGGUCAAAUGUAAUCUAGGGGUCAAAAGAUUAUAAUGCACAUUUUAAUUAUCGCGAAAUCAGGCGAGACUCAUGGUUCGCCAACCACCUUGUUUUCAUUUAAAUAUGUUAUCUUUUAGCACUGAAUAUUCUUUGAUAAGUAAGAAAAAACUUUUCUGUCAACCUAAGCAAGGAGAAUUCCAUUAUCAAUGGGAAAGCUCGUAAUCUAUUUAUAUCCUUUUAUUAUCUGCAACAAAGGUUAUGUGCCUUUGAAAAACAUGAAUCCUAUAUUGUCAAGGGAACAUUUCUUCCUUGAACAAGUUGAAUUGUGUGCUUGACCGGGCAAUGUUAAUUCUAACAGAGGGAUUCAUGUCUUUUAAAUGCACCAUAGCCUUUCAGCACACAAUAAAAAGAUUUUAUCAAAUAACAAGCUCUCCUACUUUAAUGCGAACCCCCUUUAAUUUGGGUUGACAAUUAUUUUACCAUUUACUUAUGAAAAAAAAAAUCACUGCUAAAGAUAACAUAUUAAACCAAAAAACAACAGCUCAAUUCAAGUAAAUGAAUAGAUUUUUAAAUGGAUUUUGACAACAUAAUUCGAAAAUUAUGGUAAAGAUAAUAAAAAAAUUUGAAGAAAGUUUACUGAUUAGUUUCGGAUUCAGAUUUAUUUCCAACAAAACAUAAAGAUUAAGCAAUAAGCAAGAAGUCUAAAGAUCAACAUUUUAUUCCAUUUGGCGCAAGCCUUUUUUCUUAACCCUUGACAAAAACGUUUGGUGUUCGCUCAAGCAUGAAUGUAACUAAUUUUUCAAAAUGGCAUUUGAGGGAUAAGACAUUAGAGCAUCGAUGAACCUCAAAAAUAUAGACAUCAUAAUUUGAAAAAAAAAUUGAUAGACUUUCCAACACUGUCCCGUUUUGUCUCGCCUGCAAAGCAGAGCAA
Messenger RNA from Lytechinus variegatus (green sea urchin), 8836 nucleotides. RefSeq names its product neurogenic locus Notch protein-like. The transcript is spliced from 10 exons. NCBI's taxonomy places the organism in Eukaryota, Metazoa, Echinodermata, Echinoidea, Temnopleuroida, Toxopneustidae. The coding region runs from base 177 to 6881 and encodes 2234 amino acids. Gene Ontology annotation, molecular function: Notch binding; calcium ion binding. The record is from RefSeq and is a predicted model, not a curated record. Gene Ontology annotation, biological process: Notch signaling pathway.